Messenger RNA from Engraulis encrasicolus (European anchovy), 1839 nucleotides. RefSeq names its product kinesin family member 25 (gene kif25). NCBI's taxonomy places the organism in Eukaryota, Metazoa, Chordata, Actinopteri, Clupeiformes, Engraulidae. Gene Ontology annotation, biological process: microtubule-based movement. Gene Ontology annotation, molecular function: microtubule binding; microtubule motor activity; ATP binding. Gene Ontology annotation, cellular component: microtubule cytoskeleton. The transcript is spliced from 15 exons. The coding region runs from base 1 to 1839 and encodes 612 amino acids. The record is from RefSeq and is a predicted model, not a curated record.
AUGCCACUUUUCAUCAACCGGGACCAGAUCUUUGCGCACCAAGUCCACCUGUUGGAACAUAAACUCAGGAGUAAAGAGGAACGAAUCUUGGAGUUGGAAACAGAGAACGCGCUUCUGCACCUGCGGUUAGCUGACUGUCUGGCCCAGCUGCGUCGGGAGCAUGAGGGUCAGAAGGAGGCGGAGAGGCGGAGCCAACUUCAGCGCAACACACAGAGGAACACACACCUCACAAUCAGCAGACUACACACACACCUACAGGUGUUGAAGCAGGACCUGCGUGGUGUGUUUGGGAUGUACGUGAGUUUUGCUCGUGAGCUGGAGCAGCAGGGGAGAGAGAUCAUGGAGAAGGUCGCGCUCAUCAGCACCACACUACAGCAGCAAGGGGAGCCACUACAGAGGCUGCAGGAGCAGGUGGGUGCUCUAGAGCUCUCCCUAGAGGAGGAGAAGGAGAAGUGCAGAGAGGAGAAGCAGCGCAGAAGACUACUGCACAACGCCCUGGUGGAGCUGCGGGGUAAUAUCAGGGUCCAUUGUCGUGUGCGGCCGGUUCUUCCCUUCGAUCACUACGGAUCAUCACUCAGCAUCAGUUCGGCUGUGGAAGAGGUGGUGCAGGCUGUUAACGAUGACUCUGUGUUGGUCCACUCCACUAAACCCGGCAGUCAGGUGCUCUGCAGGAUGUUUGAGUUUGAGAGGGUGCAUGGGCCUGAGGACUCCCAGGAUGCCGUGUUUCAGGAAGUGAAGCCUCUCAUCACCUCACUACUGGACGGGUAUAACGUGUGCAUUAUGGCGUACGGCCAAACAGGAAGUGGGAAAACUCACACUAUGAUUGGCUCUCACCAUGGAAACGGAGUGGCCUCAUCAGCCAAUGAGCAAGAGGGAAUCAUCCCCAAAGCCGCCUCCGAGCUCUUCAGGCUGGCUGCCGAGCGUCCAGUAGACAGCGUGGAGGUCUCUGUAGUUGAGGUCUACAAUAACGAAGUUCUGGACCUGCUGGCCAAAGAGGAGGAGGGUGGGGCCUACGGCGUCAAACGAGAGGUCAUCACCAUGGCAACCGGCAACGUGGAAGUUCCAGGACUCACGCACGAGCCGGUGUCGAGCUGUGCGGAUGUGAUGCGUCUGUUGGGGUCUGUGUUGCGUGUGAGAGCUCAGAGUCCGACACAGGUCCAUCGAGACUCCUCACGCUCCCACCUGGUCGUCACACUGACCAUUACAUCACGAAGCGCCAACGCCAUCGCACUGGCGCGGCGUAUGCAGUCUCGCCCAGCCCCCCCUCGUGCGCCCCCCCAGCGAGACUUCUGGAGCCCCCGCUGUUCCCGCCGCGCAGCUCCGGUCGUCCCCACACGAGGGCGCUCCACUGCAGCCUACGGCAGCCCAGAGGAGCGGCCCUCCAGCCCCGCCUCCUCCGCCUGCUCCUCCCCUUUCUCCUCCCCAUGCCACUCCCCCUGCCCCUCCCCCCGGCCCAGCAUCUCUCAGGAGCCCGUCAAGACCAGACUGCAGCUGGUGGACCUGGCCGGGAGCGAGUGUGUGGGCAUGUCGUGUGUGAGUGGCGCCGCCCUGUGGGAGAGUUCGUGUAUUAACCGCAGCCUGUCAGCUCUGUCUGACGUGCUGGGAGCCCUGGCAGAGCAGAGACCUCACGUACCCUACAGGAACAGCAAACUCACACACCUACUGCAAGACUCAAUAGGUGGUGAUGCCAAGCUCCUGGUGAUGCUGUGUGUGUCUCCUACUCAGCGCUUCCUGACUGAGUCUCUUCAGUCUCUGGGAUUCGGCACACGCGCACGCCAGGUGCAGAGAGGAACCCCCCGCACCCCCCGCAAGAACAACACACACCUCAGGCUUAAAUAG